Bursaphelenchus okinawaensis is the source of this 638-nucleotide messenger RNA. The record is from the annotation of a GenBank genome assembly. NCBI's taxonomy places the organism in Eukaryota, Metazoa, Nematoda, Chromadorea, Rhabditida, Aphelenchoididae.
AUGUUCGUAUCUUCCCAGAAAGAGCAGACUGUCGGGAUUACCGGUCGAUUUUACUGCGGUAAAGACCCGUUCCCGAAUGCAAGUGUCAGUCUGGUCAACAAGAACAAGAUAGGUCGGUAUUGGUUCGAUAUAGCACUAUAGUAUUACUGUGGUAGCUAGUUAUAGCAAAAACUAGAACUUUAGCUUACAUUCAGUGUAAUUACUUUGCAUUUUUACAUAUCAUUAGGCCGUUAUAACAUAUUUUUUAUGUAAAGAUGUAUAUCUACUAUAAUAUAGUAUGUUUAAGGCAUGUACGACACCUUAGACACAGUAAAAUCGACCGAGAAUGGUACCUUUGAAGUGAAGGGUACCAUUAACAGUGUGUUUGGUAUGGACGCCAAAGUAAAUGUUGCCCAUGAUUGUGACAGACAGCUGCCAUGUCAGAGGACCUUCUUCUUCUUCGUACCUUCGAAGUACGUCACGAGGUCAGGUGAUGUAGAUAGAUGGUUCGAACUGGGAGACCUGAACCUCGAAGUUAUCGUAUGUUCUUACUUAUUAUCACGUUUAUUGUAUAUCACUUUACUAUAUAAUUGACCAAGGUAUAACAGUAACAAAAACAUUACAUUACUGCAGUACAUCUACAUGUAAUACUACAGUAA